UACCAAAGAAAUAUCUAAUUGAUCAUAUUUUAUCUAUUUCACUUUGACAGCUGCUGCUUUCUUUCUUUCUAAUGGCCUCCACAAUUCCCAUUGUCACACUACUUAUUGUGCUGCUUUCUUGCCAUGCUGCCAAUGCUCAGCUUUCUCCCAACUUCUAUGCAAGCUCUUGCCCCAACCUUCAAACCAUCGUCCGGAAUGCCAUGAGUCGGGCCGUUAACCGAGAGACCCGAAUCGGGGCCUCUAUUCUCCGUUUGUUUUUCCAUGACUGCUUUGUUAACGGUUGUGAUGGAUCGAUACUGCUGGAUGACACGGCGACGUUCACGGGCGAAAAGAAUGCAGUGCCGAACCGAAACUCGGCUCGAGGUUUCGAAGUGAUCGAUACCAUAAAGACUAAUGUGGAGGCUGCUUGCAGGGCUACUGUUUCUUGUGCAGAUAUAUUAGCACUUGCUGCUAGAGAUGGUGUUGCCCUGCUUGGAGGACCUACAUGGCAAGUACCCCUAGGACGGAGAGAUGCAAGAACAGCCAGCCAAAGCGCAGCCAACAACCAAAUCCCAUCACCAUUCGCCAACCUCGCAACUCUAACCUCUUCGUUCGCCGCCAAAGGCCUAAGCACACGAGACCUGACCGCCCUAUCCGGUGGCCACACGAUCGGGCUGGCUCGAUGCACCACUUUCCGUGGUCGCAUCUACAACGACACUAACAUCGAUGCGAAUUUCGCUGCCACCAGACGGGCCAACUGCCCUGCUUCCGGUGGUGAUAACAACUUGGCUCCUCUUGAUAUACAGACUCCAACUCGGUUCGACAACGAUUACUUCCGUAACCUCGUGGCUCGAAGAGGGCUGCUUCACUCGGACCAGGAGCUCUUCAAUGGGGGAUCACAGGAUGCUCUUGUUAGAACCUACAGCAACAAUCCUGCUACUUUUUCGGCUGAUUUUGCUGCUGCCAUGGUGAGGAUGGGGAACAUUAGUCCUCUUACUGGAACACAAGGGGAGAUCAGAAGGAACUGCAGGGUGGUCAACUGAUUGUUAUGCCCAUAUCCAAUUAUCGGUUAUUUCAAUAAGUUCCAUGGAAUGAGUUGAAGACUAAAUUAUAAUGGUUAAAUUCUGGUAUUAGUCCAUAUACUUUAAGAAAGUUGUGGAUUUCAUUUGUGUACUCUAAUUUGGUUAUUUUUAGUUACUGUAAUUUUAAAAUUUUAAAAUUUUAGUCUUUAUCAAA
Molecule: messenger RNA, 1215 nt
Organism: Gossypium arboreum
Lineage: Eukaryota; Viridiplantae; Streptophyta; Magnoliopsida; Malvales; Malvaceae
Product: peroxidase P7-like
Exons: 3
Coding region: 72-1022 (316 amino acids)
Biological process (GO): hydrogen peroxide catabolic process; response to oxidative stress
Molecular function (GO): peroxidase activity; heme binding
Source: RefSeq, a predicted model, not a curated record